Molecule: messenger RNA, 325 nt
Organism: Schistosoma curassoni
Lineage: Eukaryota; Metazoa; Platyhelminthes; Trematoda; Strigeidida; Schistosomatidae
Source: the annotation of a GenBank genome assembly
GUGAAGAGGAGCAUUAGAACUGGCGAACGUAAAUAUGUGGAAGAUUUAGCAAUGACGGCGGAAAAGGCUGCAAGAGAAGGAAACAUGAAGCAACUGUAUGACACAACAAAGAAACUGUGUGGAAAUCACCGUAAACCAGAACGACCAGUGAAAAUCAAAGAAGGCGAGGUAAUCACCAACAUUGAAGAGCAACAAAACAGGUGGGUAGAACACUUCAAAGAACUCUUGAAUCGACCAGCUCCACUGAACCCACCCAAUAUCGAAGCAGCAACCACGGACCUCCCAAACAAUGCUGACCCACCAACAAUUGAGGAGAUUAGCAUGG